AUGUUCUUCCUGUGAGAUUGGCCCGCUGAGUCACUGGCCGCUUCCUCAUUCGCCCGUAAGUAUAACACCGGACCUUUUCCUCAGCGCGCACGCAAACAAACGUGGUUGACCCUUCUCUCCGGGGCCUCACAUAUUAGACAGCGCACUCCGAGGGGCACCACGCCAAUUAUCCCAUUCUCCGCGUGUACCAUUUCGUAAUUGCAACGUUCAUUGCGCUCUAGGGCUUUCGAGGAAAACGGUGAGUAGUACGGGCUUACAAUAUUUUGUCCUCGUAGUGUCUCGCGUAUCGUGGGCCCCGACUCAAAUGAAUUCUGGAUUGUUAUAGCAUAUUUCAAAAAUUUCUAUAUUAGAGGCGAUUCAUUGAUUCCUUGUGCUUGCGUUAGUCUUUUUCAUGCUUUCCGAUUUAAUUUUUCGGUUAGAGAAACGAGAACAUCAGCUGAACGUCUCUAUGCGUCUCUGGCCGCAUGACACACUAAGGGCGGAGUCUUGUCGUGCGUGCGUGCGCGUGUUGGGCGUGCUAUCGAUUGGCGGAGGAGGACAGCCCGCAGUGAAACGCCUCACUCGCCCAGAACGCUCCGCUCGCGUGCCACUCCUGCCUUUCGCAGCGCUUUUAUGUCGUUUAGGUCGUUCAUCACUCUGAGAGCAUAUUCUUUUUUAAAUCUUGCCUAGAAAUUAAAUUGUCUUGUUCAUGCCUUAGGAUAUUCCCCACCUCUCGGUUAAGUAUUUGCACUGCGUUCUCAUGUGACGUAUAUCGAUUUUCGAAAUAUUUCGCAAUCUUCUAGAAUGUUCCAGCGUUCUCUCAAUUCGCAUAUAAAGUCGCUCUCCAUUUCCGAACUCAUUCAUAUUGCUUCUAUUUCAGCAAGCAUGCAAAUCUUCGUCAAAACUUUGACCGGAAAGACCAUCACUCUGGAGGUCGAGGCUUCGGACACCAUCGAAAAUGUCAAAGCCAAGAUCCAGGAUAAGGAGGGAAUUCCGCCAGACCAGCAACGUCUCAUCUUCGCCGGAAAGCAGCUCGAGGACGGACGUACCCUUUCGGACUACAAUAUCCAGAAGGAGUCCACCCUUCACCUCGUGCUCCGUCUCAGAGGAGGAAUGCAAAUCUUCGUCAAGACCCUCACUGGAAAGACCAUCACUCUCGAAGUCGAAGCCUCCGAUACUAUUGAGAACGUGAAGGCCAAGAUCCAGGACAAGGAAGGAAUCCCACCAGAUCAGCAGAGACUUAUCUUCGCCGGAAAGCAGCUCGAGGACGGACGUACCCUCUCCGAUUACAACAUUCAGAAGGAGUCUACCCUUCACCUCGUUCUCCGCCUCAGAGGAGGAAUGCAGAUCUUCGUCAAGACUCUGACCGGAAAGACCAUCACUCUGGAGGUCGAGGCUUCGGACACCAUCGAGAACGUGAAGGCCAAGAUCCAGGACAAAGAAGGAAUUCCACCAGAUCAGCAGCGCUUGAUCUUUGCUGGUGUGUUGCAAUUAUAUCGAAUGAUUAUUAGUAUUGAAUUUCUCUUUUUCAGGAAAGCAACUCGAGGAUGGCCGUACGCUCUCCGACUACAACAUCCAGAAAGAGUCCACCCUUCAUCUGGUUCUCCGUCUUCGCGGAGGAAUGCAGAUCUUUGUCAAGACUCUGACCGGAAAGACGAUCACUCUCGAAGUCGAAGCCUCCGACACCAUCGAGAACGUGAAGGCCAAGAUCCAGGACAAGGAAGGAAUCCCGCCAGAUCAGCAGAGACUCAUCUUCGCCGGAAAGCAACUCGAGGACGGCCGCACGCUCUCGGACUACAACAUUCAGAAGGAGUCGACUCUCCAUCUUGUCCUUCGCCUUCGCGGAGGAAUGCAGAUCUUCGUGAAGACUCUGACCGGAAAGACCAUCACUCUGGAGGUCGAGGCUUCGGACACCAUCGAGAACGUGAAGGCCAAGAUCCAGGACAAGGAAGGAAUUCCGCCAGAUCAGCAGAGACUUAUCUUCGCCGGAAAGCAACUCGAGGACGGCCGCACGCUCUCGGACUACAACAUCCAGAAGGAGUCCACUCUCCAUCUUGUCCUUCGUCUUCGCGGAGGAAUGCAGAUCUUCGUCAAGACCCUCACCGGAAAGACUAUCACCCUCGAGGUCGAGGCUUCGGACACCAUCGAGAACGUGAAGGCCAAGAUCCAGGACAAGGAGGGAAUCCCGCCAGAUCAGCAGCGCUUGAUCUUUGCCGGAAAGCAACUUGAAGAUGGACGCACGUUGUCCGAUUACAACAUCCAGAAAGAGUCUACCCUUCACCUCGUUCUCCGUCUGAGAGGAGGAAUGCAGAUUUUCGUCAAGACCCUCACUGGGAAGACCAUCACUCUGGAGGUCGAGGCUUCGGACACCAUCGAGAACGUGAAGGCCAAGAUCCAGGACAAAGAAGGAAUCCCACCAGAUCAGCAGCGCUUGAUCUUUGCUGGUGUGUUAUAGAGACUAUGAUGAGAAUGUCGUUACUAAAAUUUACUUUUCAGGCAAGCAGCUCGAAGAUGGACGUACUCUGUCUGACUACAACAUUCAGAAGGAGUCUACCCUUCACCUCGUGCUCCGUCUUCGCGGAGGAAUGCAGAUCUUCGUCAAGACUCUUACCGGAAAGACGAUCACUCUCGAAGUCGAAGCCUCCGACACCAUCGAAAAUGUCAAGGCUAAGAUCCAGGACAAGGAAGGAAUUCCGCCAGAUCAGCAGAGACUCAUCUUCGCUGGAAAGCAGCUCGAGGAUGGCCGCACGCUCUCGGACUACAACAUUCAGAAGGAGUCUACCCUUCACCUCGUGCUCCGUCUUCGCGGAGGAAUGCAGAUCUUCGUCAAGACCCUCACCGGAAAGACUAUCACCCUCGAGGUCGAGGCUUCGGACACCAUUGAGAACGUGAAGGCUAAGAUCCAGGACAAAGAAGGAAUCCCACCAGAUCAGCAGCGCUUGAUCUUUGCUGGUAUGUUGCAAUUUUAUCGAAUGAUUAUUAGUAUUGAAUUUAUCGUUUUCAGGAAAGCAACUCGAGGAUGGCCGUACGCUCUCCGACUACAACAUCCAGAAAGAGUCCACCCUUCAUCUGGUUCUCCGUCUUCGCGGAGGAAUGCAGAUCUUUGUCAAGACUCUGACCGGAAAGACCAUCACUCUCGAAGUCGAGGCCUCCGAUACUAUUGAGAAUGUGAAGGCCAAGAUCCAGGACAAAGAGGGAAUCCCACCAGAUCAGCAGAGACUGAUCUUCGCCGGAAAGCAGCUCGAGGACGGCCGCACUCUGUCGGACUACAACAUCCAGAAGGAGUCCACUCUGCAUCUCGUUCUCCGUCUUCGUGGAGGAGACAUGUAA
Messenger RNA from Caenorhabditis sp. 36 PRJEB53466, 3309 nucleotides. Lineage: Eukaryota; Metazoa; Nematoda; Chromadorea; Rhabditida; Rhabditidae. The record is from the annotation of a GenBank genome assembly.